AUGGCCUCCGCCUCCACCAGUGCCAGUCGCCCCGCCGCACCCAAGCCGCCCGUCGUCGUCCCCGGCACAGGCAACAACAUCAUCGUCAACCCCUGCCAGCGCGGCAACCCUGUCUUGGAAGCCGUGCGCAAUGUCGGCAAGGAGUUCGGUGAUAUUGUCGCGGACUACCAGGUCGGGCGAACCACCGGUGUCCUCUUUCUGAGUCUGCGGUAUCACCGCUUGCACCCAGAGUAUAUCCACCAACGGAUUGAGCGGCUCGGCCAUGCGUAUACCUUGCGCGUGCUCCUCCUUAUGUGUGACGUCAGUGAACACCAAGAACCAAUACGAGAACUGACAAAGACAUGCCUCAUCAACAACAUCACUAUCAUGGUCGCUUGGAACGCCGAAGAGGCGGGCUACUACCUCUCGACGUACAAACAGUUCGAGAACAAGCCACCAGACCUCAUCAAGGAACGAGUGGACAAGACGUACGACGCGAUGCUGCGCACAGCGUUGACAUCCAUCAGCAAAGUGAACAAGACAGACGUCGAGACUCUCCGUACUACAUUCGGGAGUUUCGCGGACAUCGCACGAGCGAGCUCCGACCAGCUCCAGAAGCUCCCCGGGGUCGGCCAGGUCAAAGCGAAGCGCAUCCAAGACGCUUUCCGCAAGCCCUUCCGGAACAACGCAACAAGCAGCCUCUCAGCCCAGCUACUAGAGACCCACUUGUCCCAAGCCAGUGCAGGCAAGGGCAAGGGCAAAGAGAAGGAGUCGAGCGCGUCCAGCAUUUCCAUUGCCACGUCCAGCCAACCGCCUGCGCCAGCAGCACGCCCUCUGCGUGAGCCCAGUCCUGCGUGGGACAUCGAAUUCGACCUCGACUCGCCGCCGCCCCCAACAGCUACGCAGAUGUCCAACGAUACAGGCGGUCCGUCAACAAACUCCAUAGCACCCUCGAUAGGGGAAUCGACUUCGACACGGAAGCGACCCCUCAGUCCUGUAUGGGAUAUUGAGCUCGAUUUAAACGAGUCCGACGUCGAGGAAGACGGCCCAGGGCCAAGUAAAAAGACGAGGACGGAUGCGGAUUUUGGGGCUCCGUUGUUCUUACAGGAGACUCUUUAGUACAUCGAGAUACAUGUCUACCAGCAACGCGCGAU
This is a messenger RNA of Rhodofomes roseus, 1133 nucleotides long. Its product is annotated as DNA repair protein rad10. The record is from RefSeq and is a predicted model, not a curated record. The coding region runs from base 1 to 1098 and encodes 365 amino acids. The transcript has 6 exons. Lineage: Eukaryota; Fungi; Basidiomycota; Agaricomycetes; Polyporales; Fomitopsidaceae. Gene Ontology annotation, biological process: meiotic mismatch repair; nucleotide-excision repair; UV-damage excision repair. Gene Ontology annotation, molecular function: damaged DNA binding; single-stranded DNA binding. Gene Ontology annotation, cellular component: nucleus; ERCC4-ERCC1 complex; nucleotide-excision repair factor 1 complex.